Cygnus atratus (black swan) is the source of this 2806-nucleotide messenger RNA. RefSeq names its product WASH complex subunit 1 (gene WASHC1). Gene Ontology annotation, cellular component: WASH complex; recycling endosome; early endosome. The transcript is spliced from 12 exons. The coding region runs from base 711 to 2156 and encodes 481 amino acids. Lineage: Eukaryota; Metazoa; Chordata; Aves; Anseriformes; Anatidae. The record is from RefSeq and is a predicted model, not a curated record. Gene Ontology annotation, molecular function: actin binding; alpha-tubulin binding; gamma-tubulin binding. Gene Ontology annotation, biological process: endocytic recycling; exocytosis; Arp2/3 complex-mediated actin nucleation.
CGAGCACUGGAGAACAAGCAAGCAGUUGUAUGAGUCAGAUUCCCCGUGUUUGCCACGCUUCGCGGCAGGUACGUGGAAGCAGACACGCAGCCAGGCACAGAGGCAGGGCUGCGCGGGAGCCAGCGGGUUCCCCGUGGGGUUCCCUCUCACACCGUGACUGCAGCGCGCGGGCAGGGAGAGGGCUGAGAGCCGAGCCACCGCCCCUCUCCUCCCAGCCGGGCACCGAACCACUGCGCUGUGAUGGCAGCCAUUAGGGGAGGCGAGCUGCAGGCUCACAGCGCCCAGCGGAGCACUGAGGGGCUCCGCCAGGUCCCCAGCGAGGGCUGGCGGCUGUGCUGGGGGACACGGCGAAGGGCUGAGGCGGGGCAGGGGACGCGACAGCGGGCACCGCCAAGGACCCAGGUGCCCCGAACAUGGCGGACGCCCCCUCAGGGUGCCGAGAGCCUCGCGCCCCUCGCCCCACCCGCCCCGCGCGCGUGCGCGCAACCCCGCCUCGGCGUCAGCCCGCGGCGGCGGGGGGACAUGUCCGGAGCCGGGCGGAAGUGACGCGCGAGUAGGGGCGGAAGCGGGGCAGUGUCGCCGGGGUGUGGCCGGCUGGCGGCAGCUGCUGCUAGGAUGGAUGAGGGGAGAUUGCUUCAGUGAUGGAACCCACUCCUGCCAGUUCCUAGCAGAACAGUGGCCUGCAAGGCCAGGCUGAAAGUGGGAGGUUGAUGAUCCUGAGCACAAUGACUACGGUAGCCCAGAAGCACUUUCUGGAAGGACAGACGUACUCCGUGCCCCUGAUCCAGCCGGACUUGCGCAGGGAGGAGGCUGUUCAGCAGGUGGCUGAUGCACUUCAGUACCUGCAGAAGGUGUCAGGCGAUAUUUUCAACAGGAUCUCUCAGCGGGUGGAGGCCAGCCGGGCACAACUUCAAGCCAUCAGUGAGAGAGUCACCCUUGCACAGGCAAAGAUUGAGAAGAUAAAGGGCAGCAAGAAGGCUAUUAAGGUAUUUUCCAGUGCCAAGUACCCUGCCCCUGAGCGGCUGCAGGAGUACAGCUCAAUUUUUGCUGGUGCAGAAGACCCAGCUAAACAGAAAUGGCCAAGACACAAGAUUCAGAGCAAGCACCGAAUGCUGGAUGAGAAAUCUCUGCAGGAAAAGCUCAAGUACUUCCCUCUGUGCGUGAGCACCAAAAUUCACCAGGAGGACGAUGCAGAAGAAGGUCUUGGCAGCCUCCCCAGGAACAUCAGCUCCCUCAGCUCCCUGCUGCUCUUCAACACCACAGAGAACCUGUACAAGAAGUACGUUUUCCUGGAUCCUCUGGCUGGAGCAGUGACCAAGACCCAUGUGGCUCUGGAAACAGAGACGGAAGAGAAGCUGUUUGAUGCUCCUCUCUCCAUCACCGAAAGGGGACAGCUGGACCGGCAGGUAGCUGAAAACUAUUUCUACGUGCCAGACCUGGGCCAGGUCCCUGAGAUCGACGUGCCGUCCUACCUGCCAGACCUGCCUGGCAUUGCUGCGGACCUCAUGUACAGCGCGGACCUGGGCCCCGGCAUCGCACCCUCCGUGCCCAGCAGUGCCAUUCCAGAGCUGCCCACUUUCAACACCGAGUCGGUGGAGCCUUUGCAACCAGACCUUCAAGAUCCUGGGCUGCUGCCGCCUCCCCCGCCGCCGCCUCCCCCCCCACCUCCUGUUACGCCAACAACCGUGCCUCCCCCACCGCCCCUGCCCCAGCCCGCAGCGCCCCCUGAACCGGCCGGGACAGCGAGCGAGGAGAGCAGCAAGGCCGUGCCUGCAGCUGCGGUCCAGGGAGCCCCGAAGGAGGUGGUGAACCCCUCUACUGGGCGCGCCAGUCUCCUGGAGUCCAUCCGCCAGGCUGGUGGCAUCGGGAAGGCCAACCUCCGCAGCGUCAAGGAGAGGAAGCUGGAGAAGAAGAAGCAGAAGGAACAAGAACAAGUGAGAGCUACGGGACAAGGUGGAGAUCUGAUGUCAGACCUCUUCAACAAACUGGUGCUGAGGCGCAAAGGUAUUUCAGGGAAAGGCCCAGGAGCCGCAGGGAAUCCCGACGCUCCUGGAAGCCCCGCCGGUGCCUUUGCUCGGAUGUCAGACUCCAUACCGCCCCUCCCACCCCCACAGCAGCCCCCAGGUGAGGAGGAUGAGGAUGACUGGGAGUCGUAGAUGGCAGCUGUGCUUCAGUGUGAAUCCCAGGACUCUAGAGCUAAGCACCUUUGAGAGACACCAGUCUGUGGAAGUAUCUCCAGAGGGUGGGCUCUGGCUGGCAGGGGGACUCUGCCGUUCCUUCUUGAAGAGGAGCAGGAGCAGCAGGAGCUAACGCUGCUGAAUAGUUACCAGAGAGGGUUUUUCUUCUGUUGUCUGCCCUUCUCCACCCCCAAUACUACAUUCCAUCUCAACCUCCGCUGCUGCUCGCAGCAGCUCAAUAAAUCCUGCCGUAGCCAGAGGGCAGUAGGGCAGCUUGUGCUCAGAGGAUCAGGACAAGCAUUGCUCCUGAUUUAAAGGGCCCCUGGUCUUGCCUAAUGUGACUGGUGAUGACUGCGAGAGCCGCUCUGGCAGGCAAACAGCCCUUGCCGCAUUUGUCUCCGUCCGUGCUGCUUGCUUGCUGAAGAAGCUCCUGUUUGUUUGGGUGUUGCUAGUUCUGAGUUCCUGAAGCUGGGUGGUGAAGAGUGGAUGAGAGUCUGUCAGUCCCUUCGUGCUGUGCGGGGGUCUAAUUACUGGUGCCUCUGUACUUGAUGGUUUCUUUCCCUACCUGGCCUAUGGCAAGUGUUUGGCUGUUGCUUUCUGAAAAAAUGGCAAUAAAGUUCAAGAAAGCA